CAGCAAUAUAAAAGCAUCAAAAUUAAUUACUGGGGUGUGAAAGAUAAAAGGGUUUUUUCCCCUUUAAGAAACGUAAAUCAAAGCUGAAUAACCGCCAUGUCAAUGCGCAAACGAACCUUGCUGAAGGUCAUUGUUCUCGGUGAUAGCGGAGUGGGAAAGACGUCGUUGAUGAAUCAAUAUGUUCAUAUGAAGUUUACUCAACAAUAUAAAGCAACUAUUGGUGCUGAUUUUGUCACUACAGAACUCCAGAUUGACGACCAGGAUGUCACUCUUCAAAUAUGGGACACUGCAGGGCAGGAAAGGUUUCAAAGUCUUGGAGUUGCCUUCUAUAGAGGUGCAGAUUGUUGUGUGCUAGUUUAUGAUGUUAAUGUGAUGAAAUCAUUUGACAGCCUUGAUAAUUGGCAUGAGGAGUUCCUUAAACAGGCAAAUCCUACUGACCCCAGGACGUUUCCUUUUAUAUUGCUUGGAAACAAGAUAGAUGUAGAUGGCGGUAAUACUCGAGUGGUCUCUGAGAAGAAAGCAAAAGACUGGUGUGCUUCGAAAGAAAACAUACCUUACUUUGAAACAUCAGCAAAAGAAGAUAUCAACGUUGAUGUUGCAUUCCAUUGUAUUGCCAAAACUGCUCUUGUGAAUGAGCGCGAGCAGGACAUAUAUUUUCAGGGCAUCCCAGAUGCUGUCAACGAGACUGAGCAAAGAGGUGGCUGUGCAUGCUGAUUACGAGCCAAACUCGUCGUUUUAUUUUUGGUUGCUCAAUGCAUCCAUAUUUUCUGGUUCCUAUGAUUCUUAUCCAUUAUAUAUACAUAGAUUUGUAUUCUAAAAUCCCUUUAUCGAAGCAUUUUGUGAUACUACUUUUGUUUUUGGUAGAGAUGAAAGUAUAAGAACUAAAAUUUUGUAGAACCCCAGGUGAUUUUGCUUUUAGUUUUUGAUUAGGGUCAUAUGUUCAAAUUUUAGUAUAAGGUUAAGCUUUCAUGCAAGAAAUGAUGAUUGUUCAUGUUUUCAUUGGACUUCAAUAUAUUUAUCUGCAAUCCUGGAUUGCUGAGUAAUCUUGUCCCUAAUAUAUUCUUGAAAGCAUAAAUUCCUAAGUUUUGCUGAUAUUUUGGUACAUGAAAAUUGUUCUUCGACAUUUUUGCUAGCCCCCUGGUUUAAAGUUCAAACCUUAGCAUGUGCAGUUGAGCAAACAACUGUAUAAACCAAGGAACUCUUUAAAGAUUCACAAACCAUCGGUGUUUACCACAUUCAGAUUAUCGAUCUUUUUCAUGCACAAAGCUGACUUUGUUCUGGUUUAUUCAGCUGAAACUUCCAAAGCUCUGUGAAUGGAAGGAUAAUUUGCACAAGAAGGCAUGUUAGGAGGGGGAGUACGAAUGCUUGUUUC
This is a messenger RNA of Gossypium arboreum, 1372 nucleotides long. RefSeq names its product ras-related protein Rab7-like. NCBI's taxonomy places the organism in Eukaryota, Viridiplantae, Streptophyta, Magnoliopsida, Malvales, Malvaceae. The transcript is spliced from 7 exons. Gene Ontology annotation, cellular component: vacuolar membrane. Bases 97 to 714 code for a protein of 205 amino acids. The record is from RefSeq and is a predicted model, not a curated record. Gene Ontology annotation, molecular function: GTPase activity; GTP binding.